Molecule: messenger RNA, 5520 nt
Organism: Hyalella azteca
Lineage: Eukaryota; Metazoa; Arthropoda; Malacostraca; Amphipoda; Hyalellidae
Gene: Girdin
Product: girdin
Exons: 33
Coding region: 205-5205 (1666 amino acids)
Biological process (GO): cytoskeleton-dependent intracellular transport; cytoplasmic microtubule organization
Cellular component (GO): cytoplasm; centrosome
Molecular function (GO): dynein light intermediate chain binding; microtubule binding
Source: RefSeq, a predicted model, not a curated record
CACCUACACCUCAGUUACACUGCAGCCGUGUUUGAGUGAGGGUGUGCGUGUUGCUGUUUUAAGUAGAGAUUAAUGAAACGUGGUACAGGUGCCCUUUUUAGUGUUUUAAUCUCGUGUUGAGCAAUGUGAUUAAUGAGUGUGGUCAGUGGAAAAUUAAAAUAUGAGUUAAGUUCGUAUAGUGAGAUAAAAGUGAUAAUUUAAAUCAUGGAAAGCGCGGUGAUAGAUCCCGCGCUGGAGUUCAUGAAUGGUCCGCUAGUCACAUGGGUGCGGACAUUUGAGAGCGAUGGUGGGGGCAGCCUCACCUACGGCGCUCUGUCGGACGGAGUCUUCUUGUACGAUGUCAUGGCUCAUAUAGACCCGCCAGAAGACGGAGGCCUUGGCAGCAUCAACCGCCACCCCGACACAGCGCAUGCGCGGCUAUGCAACUUGUCGCGCGUCUUGCAGCACAUCAUCAGGUUCUCACAAGAAGUUGUAGGGCAGCAGCAGAUGCAGACGCUGCCUGACCUGGUGCUGCUCUCGCGUCAGCCGCACACGGCAGCGGGGGUGCGCGAGCUCAGGAAGCUCUUGCUGCUGCUGCUGGCCUGCGCCGUGCAGAGCUGCCAUAAACUCUCCAUUGUACAGAACAUCAAAACACUCGACCUCGACGUGCAGCACUCCAUCGUCGAGUGCAUCAAAGAGGUCACGGACAACCCUGAGAGCGUUUGGCCCUCGGAGUGGAGUUCCGUGGAAGGCGUGCCUGAGGGUCGCUUGAACGAAGCCUUCCGUCUGCUAGUCGCCCACCUCACCAGACUAACUGCUAGCGUCUGCCUGGAGUGGCUGCGAGUGGCGUGUGGAGGGAGCGUGAGUGGCGACGACAGCACAGACGCCGAGUCUCUGAACGCCAGCAGCAGCCACCUCGCCGUGCAGCUCGCUGACCACAAGGCACAGCUCAGACGACUGCGUCAGGACCAUGACGAAAAAUGCGAGCAAGCGUCGGAGCUCAAGGAGGAGCUGGAGCAGCUCAAGUCGAGUCUCAACAAAGUGAAGCAGGAGAACGUGGAGCUGGUUCAGGACGCUCGUGCAGCGCGGGCCUGGCGCGACGAGUCUGACAUCCUACGCGAGCGCGCUGCCAGGGUGGACACGCUCGAGGCCGAGGUGGCCAAAUAUAAGGACAAGAUGGCAGAUAUUCAGUUCUAUAAGACUCGUGUCCAGGAGCUCAGAGAGGAUAACAAAAUGUUGUCAGAGACGAAGGACAUGUUGGAGCAGCAACUCGAGACCUCGAGGAAAAGAAGCGAGCAAAUUUUGGAACUGGAGAACAAAAUCUUGACACUCAAGCAGAAUAUUAACCAAAUCAACUUGGAGCGUGAGCGUGACCGAGAGCAGUUGCAGGAGCUGAUGGAAGAGAACGCUCAGCUGCAGAUGAGCGCACGUAACUCCCUCAACGAGUCCACGACGCUCGUAGCGCAGAUAGACAGGCUCAAGACGGCAACCACCAACGGCAUCAGCAUCAGCUCCGACCUUAACAGCGACGCCCAAACUCGGCUGCUGAAGCUGCAGCUCGAGAACCAGCGGCUGGAAGGGUUGCUCGAGAGCCUCAGAUCGAGCGCCGCCGAGCAGUGCUCCGAGAAAACCAUCGAGCUCGAGAAGGAGAACAAACGACUCGCUCAAAAGGUCCUAGCACAGCAGGAGAGCGAGCGCCGGGAGCGGACGGAGCUGCAUGCCGCGCAGGAAGAAACUCUGCAGACCAAGAAGGAACUGCAGAGGCUGCAGGAUACGCUGCAGACCGUGCGUGAGAACGCUGACAGACAGUGCAAGGAGAUGCAGGAAGAAACGUCGCACCUGCACGAACUGAUCGAGAGCCUGCGUGAACGGCAGCAGCAGGGAACCGACACGCUGCUACUCGACGUCGAGAGCGAGAACAAGAGACUCAUGGACGCCAACCUCCAGCUGCAGUCACAGGUAUCACGACUAGGCUACGAGAAACAACAACUACAACGGCUAACGGAGAGGCUGCGCGAGUCCGCAGAUCGACUUAUGCAAGUAGAGAACCAGAAGUCUGAGAUGGAGCGCGAGAACAGGGAACUUCAGCAGUCGCUCUCGCUGCUGCGCGAGUCGAACGAACGACAUGAAGAACUCGAGCGAAGUCAUGCUAGUCUUGAAGUGGAGUUCACUAGGGUCUCCAGAAAGCUGGAGAAUUCCUUGGCAACUCUAAGCAAACUGGAGAGCGUGCAGAGCGAGAAGCUGCAAUUGCAGGCUGAGGUGGAGAGGCUCAGUCGCAAGUUGGAGUCUGUUAAGAUCUCCUCCAUGAAGAUCGCAGACCUGGAGGGAGAGAAGGAGGGUCUGGUGCUGCAGGCGGAGCAGCUGCAGCAGCAAAUUGCUGCUCUCCAGCAGGAGACUGCGAGAGUGCAGCAGCUGGAGAUCGAUCUCAUGGCUGCCGGUAACGAAACACAAAAACUCAAACGAUCGAUGGAUUCGUGCCAGAAAAAGAUGAAGGAUAUCGAAAAGGAGAAGUCUGAUUUGGAAUCGGAGAAUUCCAAGCUUCACCGAACGGUAGAGACUUUGAAGUUGUCAACCAAGAAGCUCAACGAUCUUGAGAAAGAUCUGACUGAGCUGGAGGGCAGCAACGACCGCGUUGAGCGAGAGAACAGAUCGCUGCAGAAAGAAUUAGGCCGCCUGAAAGAAGCUCUGUCGGUCAAAGACAACCUGGCCGAGGAAUGGUCUUCUAAAGCCGCAAGUCUCCAGAGGUCCAACCAGAAGCUCGCAAGGCAGCUCGAAACGCACACAUCGUCUGACAACAAAAUGCGAGAGCUGAGCCAAGAGAAGCUGCAGCUGGAGCAGCAGGUGCAGCGCGAGAGGAAGACGCUCGCUGCGCUCAGGGAAGACCUUGUCGCCGAGAAGAGUAGAUCGGGUUUCAUCAUUUACUGCGAUUUGAGUUUCAAGAUUGUCCUAUUUCGCUACCACGCGCUGGAGGCGCUACUGGAAGAGACGCUCAAGAGCAGCCUGGAAGUGCGUGAUGAGAAGAUCGCUUCACUAGAGUCUCGACUCAAUGAAUCUGUGGCACGAAACUCGCAGCUACGCCAGCAGCUUCUUCAAGUGCGUACAGAGCUUGAGUGCGUGCUGUUGCGGCAACAGGAGGAAGUUGGGGAAUCUGGCUUAGGCUUCGACGCUUCCAGGCAAAUCUCCAGCCUCAAAAUGGCCGUCGAUCGAAUUAAUGAAGAAAAACUAUCUUUGGAGUCCGAAGUGUCGAAUCUGUCGAGUCAGGCCUCUAGUUACAGAGAACAAGUGUGCGCGCUGCAAAGUCAAGUGACAUCGCUCGCUGGCCAGAACACAGUCAUGUCCAAACACAACGCCAGCCUCCAGGGAAGCAACGCUCGGCUGCAGGUUGAAAACACAACUCUGCAGAGCCAGUCUGCAUCUCUCAUCGCACAGAACACCGCCUUACAGACUUCUGCGUCCCAACAGGAAGCUGAGAGAGUCAAGGUUACGCCAUCCUCGUAUGGUGAGCGCCAGAAUCGCCUGGAUCAGCUCUCUAACGACCACGACUCGCUACGGCGGCUACACGAGCAACUGCAGCGCGAUUACGAUGCUCUUAACCACGACCACACGACGCUCAAACAACAGCACAAGAACGUCAAAGCAGACUAUAAACUGCUUCAGGAAAAACAGAGCAAUUUGUCCGCGAGUGAAGACGAACUUCUGAAAAUGAAGGAGAAGCUUGAUAGUGAAAUGUCCAAUCUCAAGUCAGACUCUAUCUCACUCUCAAAUCUGAGAGCAGAGCACUCUAAGCUCAAGGACGACUUCCGCAGUUUGUUCGCCUCUAACGACAAGUUGCGGUGCGAGUACAAGAGUUUACAGAGCGACUACAAGGCUGUCAAGGGUGAGAACAACAGCCUUAAGCUGCGCCUUACUGAACUCGGCGGCGAGCUCAACGAUGCUAAGGACCACAUGACGGCUCUUGACGUUGAAGUGUCGAAACUCACCAAUAAAUGCCAGGUGCUGCAAGAGGUGAACACGACGCUGGAAGACGCCCGUCAGACGCUCAUGAGUCAAGUGUCGCAGCUGCUGACGCAAUACCACGACCUCCUGACGCAGACGCUCGACGACAAGCACCACUUCCAUCAGGAGGAAAAAACCUUCGCCGACAAGCUGAACAAUUUACAGCGCCAGAAGGAGAAGCUUGAGGAGAAGAUCAUGGAACAAUACCGCCGUAUGAAUAAUGCCCCUAAUAACAAACUGUCACCAGGAUGCGUUCCGUACUCACGAGGAUUUGGCUCAAACCUUGUACGACGAGUACGGAAGGCUGGCAACGAUCUUAUCAGCAAGGUUCCGCGGACCGGACGGUCGAGGUCCCGGGGACGAGAGGAUGGCGUAGAAAGCCCGGACUCUUCCUCUUUGGGGUCUUCGUCCCACGCCCACGAGUCCUCAUCUCUGGACUCUGGUUCCGAGACUCGUCACUCGUCCCCAACACUCCCCGCGGGGUCGUCUUCAGGAGGCGAGAGUAUCCACGCCGAUCCUCUAGCAGGAGUUGAGGAUGGGCGCAUGACACACUACAGACGAAGGGAGUCGCUUGGCACGACGGCCCUUACGAACGGCAGCUUGACGACCUCCCUGGGCGGCUCUGUGACGCUCAACCGCAAGUCCAUGCCACUCUCUGUGUCGGAAUUCUACCUCGGCCACUCGUUGAGGGGGUCAGUAUCAUCCGAAGAGGUAGCAGCGUCGUUGCGGUCCAGUGACCUGGGAGAUUCAAUUCGAGACGAAGAGUUAUCUUCUCUGAUGUCUGGAGCACCUUCCCUUAACAGCUACCUGCCCCAUAUCUCCAGCUGCUCCAUCUCUGCACUCAGCAACGGCCGACCACACAACACCUCUUUGAACUUCUCCACAAAUCACAUCAAUACCUCGUUCAACAAACAACCUUCGAGUAUCACGAACGGCAUUAGUAAUAAUCAUCAUAAUCAAUACCACCAUCAUUCUAACCAAUCACAUGAUUCUGAUCAUCAAAACAUCAGCCAUCAUCACCAGAGUAGUAACAGUAGUAUGGUGAGUUCGAGCACUCCUACUCCUAGUCUCACCAGCUCCAUGGAGCUCGCCAGGGCUGGGUCUCGGAGACCUCUGUGUCUCUCCGACGACCAGGACUCGAGCGCCACUCGAGACAGCGAAUCUGAGUCGAGAAGUCGGCCUGCUUCUCGUGGACCUCAACCUGGUAGCCAAUAUGGCGCGCAGAGGUGAGCAGUUUAUAAUCAUUACGUUAAUCACACUAAUCUGAUGGAAAGCUCAAUUAAGAUGUGUUUCAUGUAAGCUUGAAGACAAGUUUAUGAGUUCGCAUUCAAGUUGUGCAAUCGCUUUCCUGACAUGAGUUUCUCUGUAUAACCUUCUACCAAAAUAGUUUUUCUUGGGGCUUGACCGGAAAUUUAGUAUCUUAUCGAUUUUAUUAAUCAUUUUAUGAAGGUAAUGAAGUCUUUCUCACAAGCGAUUUUCAUGUACAGCCUAAUUUUAUGUCUAAAAUUUCAGGUGGAACUUUAAAUACGAUGCAAAGAAAAACAU